This is a messenger RNA of Pocillopora verrucosa, 3314 nucleotides long. Lineage: Eukaryota; Metazoa; Cnidaria; Anthozoa; Scleractinia; Pocilloporidae. The record is from RefSeq and is a predicted model, not a curated record.
AUGGAUCAUUUUUUGGUCACAGUUUCAAUUCUUCUACUUUUUGUGACCCUUUCAUCCUCUGGUGAAGUGAUUUUAGAGGAACAGCCAACACAAAGUAAGAACUGGUUCUGGGCAACAUCAAGGCCAACUAAUCCAACCUUUACGCCGUCGCAGUCCGGUGGGCCGAGCGGGUGGUCGAAGCAGACAUAUUAUUCAACCUGUGAUAUUUCUGAGGAUGCAUACCCACAACCAAACAACUGGCUUAGAAGUGAUCCUAUUGAGGUCCACAGUGGAGUGACAGCAGUCUACAUUACUAUCGAGUACCAAACUUUUAACUGUUCUCUGAGAAAUGGAGGGAAAUAUUGUAAAGAGUAUUUUGACUUAUACGUACAUCAGUCCGGGCAAUCAACGCAACCGGACCCCCUAACAAACAGUAUUACUUAUGACAAGAUUGCUAGAACAGCUCCGUCAGCUCUUGGCACCGGAGUGUCUCAAACGUUUAGUGUAAAUGUUAAAGGAAAGUACAUCGUAUUGGCUUUUCAAGACCAGGGUUCAUGUAGUAUCCUUUUCUACGUCGCUGUUAAAUAUUACUUCUGUCCAGAGACAGUUCAUGUUGGUGGUUUGGUGAACUUACCACGUACAAUUGCUCCAGCAAACAACUCGGAACCAGUUGUAGGUAGUUGUAUUAAAAAUGCCGUCCACGAGCAAGGUAUUUUAAAGAUGAACUGCCAAAGUGAUGGGGGCUGGAACAUCAGUUCACUUAAAGGAAAUUGUAUAUGCAAAGAAGACAAGGAGAAUGUAGGAGGAGAAUGCAAAGAUUGCCCAGAAGGUAAAUACAACGACGUGAAUGGCUUUAAUUGCACAGUUAUACCAUCAGCCCCGAAAAAUGUCCGAGUUAUCUUCGUUAACCGUAGCGCGUUGGAGUUACAAUGGCAGCCUCCUGUAGUGACCGGUGACGAGACCCACGUGUUUUAUGACAUUGCAAUUGACUGCCGAAAGCCUUGUGAAGAUGAAGAUCACGACAAAAGCGUGAAUAAAGUUCGCGGAAGUGACGUCAUUUUCAUACCAAAAAAGGAAGGCUUGAACGUUACCCACGUUAUUGUUGGAAAUCUAUCUUCAUUUGUAGUCUACACUAUGAAAAUCUCCGCUAAGAACCGAGUGAGCGAAUUAGCGAGAAGAAAAUAUGGAAUUGAAGCAAAACUUACGGAAAUAACUGUAAGGACCAACGGAUCAGUUCCAGGGAAACCAGAAGUGUUUGUUGAGCAACCGGAAACGGCUGUUGUUGUAUCUUGGAGAAUUAAGGACAAGAAAGGUGUCUUUAAAGAGUACCACGUGACUUAUAUAAGAGAGGAUGAUAUGUCAGAAACCCAGACUCUUGUUACCAAGAAAAUGGAAGCGAAGUUUGAUUUAAAGGCGGGAAAAACUUACGAAUUCCAGGUAUUUGUUAUAAACGACUUUGGUAGGGGUCCUGCUGGUGUGAAGACAUUCACACUUAGAGAAGAACCCAAUGUUGACAUGUAUCUCACAAUCAUCUAUGGCUUGGUUGGUUCAUUGGCACUUUGCAUUGUGUCUUUCGCUUGUUACAUAAUGUACAACAGAUGGAACCGUCGAAGAAAUGCAAACCGUGAGAAAAUUCCUAAAACAACAAAGACCCGUCUUAUGGUUUAUGAGGAUGUCGCAAUGAGUUCUGUCGCAGAGCGGCAAAAAGUGGAUGACUUCAGACUUGAUCGUGAUCAAAUAACAACAGUAAAAGUGCUUGGGAGUGGGAACUUUGGUCAAGUGUCCAAAGCAGUUUACAAACCUUUAAACUCUGAAGUGGCUGUUAAGUCAUUGAAAGGCGAUGCCAAAAAGAAAGACUUACAAGACAUGCUGACUGAAUUAGAUCUCAUGAAAACCUUGAAGCCUCAUCCCCAUGUUGUUGACCUCAUUGGCUGUUGCAUUGAAAAAGAUCCACUUCUCGUAGUGUUGGAGUAUUUACCAUACGGGGAUUUGUUGGGAUAUCUACGCAAGAGCAGAGGAAUUGAGGAUACUUAUAACACAGGAGAAAAGAGACCAAGCUCAACACUCACAGAAAAGGACCUCUUGUCCUUUGCGUGGAUGAUUGCCGAUGGUAUGAGCUAUUUGUCAACAAUGAAGAUUGUUCAUCGUGAUUUGGCAGCUCGCAACGUAUUAGUUGGGGACAACAAAAUAUGCAAAAUUUCAGAUCUUGGUUUAGCGCGUGGUUUGGAGGGAGAUAUAUACACGAGAAAAACUAAGGCUCGUCUUCCAGCCAAGUGGAUGCCCCCAGAAUCUCUCUUGUAUGGCAGAUCUACCACUAUGAGCGACAUAUGGUCAUACGGCAUAGUGAUGUGGGAGGUCUUUACCAUUGGUGGAUCACCAUAUCCCGGAGUAAAAUCAAGAGAAAUAGCUGGCUUACUGCAGACAGGAUACCGCAUGCCUAAGCCACCUCACAUCUCACAAGAACUGUAUUCCAUCAUUACCAAAUGUUGGGAAGAGCAACCUAAAAGGCGACCAACAUUUCUGUGGCUCUGCUCGGCGGUCAAACGAUUAUUGGAUGAUUAUAAGACAUAUGUGAACUUGGAAGUCUACGAAGGUGAUAACUACAUCAACUUUGAUGUGAUUACGAACAAAGAGUGAUAAAAGAUGUCCAAUUUUUACCAUAAAGGCGGGAGCGUGGACACCCGGUGCCAAGUUUGAAUUAGUUUAAUCCUUCAUCUUCGAUUCCCUCUGGGAAAUCAGAUAAGAUAAGAUAAUGUUACAAAUACUAUAUCAUGAACUUAACACAGUUUUUCUCGAGAUGCCACACACAUUAUCUAAGGUUCUAAAUCAGUACAAUAGGUAAAAAUGAAAAUGAAGAACCUUUCUUUGAUGUGAGGUUCCUCCUGGAAAUCUGCUUGGUUAGACACGUAUUGUGAUAGCUAGUUGUAUCAAGAUUCAAAAUGGCGGGGUAUAUAGACGAAUUUUAGGUUUACUUCAGAGAAAGGGCCAUACGUAUUUUUCUUUGUUUUGUAACUACGAUUUUCCCUAGCUGCAAAGCUUCUUCGUCACGCGUAAGUGCAACGUACGAAUUAAAAGUACAUUUGAAGACGAUACCAAGAAGCUUAGGUUACCCUUUAGAAUAUCUGUUGGUGCGGUCUGUUAGAGUCACACUUUCUGAUAUGCUAUCCUGUGGCGGGGAUAAAAAUUACAUGGUAGCUAAAAACGUUAGAUUUCACUUUCUCCGUCAUGUCUUGCAUUCCAGUAAAAAGCUUUAAUAGAAGGAGUAACGACAAUGACGUCUGGUGUAAAUGUACUGAUGUGUUUGAGCGCAUAUUCUUAUAAGUAUGCAACAUCAA